Messenger RNA from Jaculus jaculus (lesser Egyptian jerboa), 1579 nucleotides. It is a transcript of the gene Crp, whose product is annotated as C-reactive protein. The coding region runs from base 66 to 746 and encodes 226 amino acids. Gene Ontology annotation, biological process: innate immune response. The record is from RefSeq and is a predicted model, not a curated record. Gene Ontology annotation, molecular function: complement component C1q complex binding; low-density lipoprotein particle binding. Lineage: Eukaryota; Metazoa; Chordata; Mammalia; Rodentia; Dipodidae. The transcript is spliced from 2 exons.
AACAAAGUUGUGUUUUCCAAGUCAGCGAAUCCAGAUCCCAGUAGUAUUGGCAGCAGGGACUGACCAUGGGGAAGCUGCUGUGGUGUUUCCUGUUCUCCAUCAGCAUCUGUAAUGCUUUUGGCAAGAAAGAAGAUAUGAUGGGAAAGGCUUUUGUAUUUCCCAAAGAGUCGGCUAAUUCCUAUGUAUCCCUGAAAGCACAGUCGAGUAAGCUGCUGGAUGCCUUCACCCUGUGUCUCUAUGUCCACACGGAGCUAAGCACCACCCGAAGCUUUAGCAUUUUCUCUUAUGCUACCAAGAACGACUCUAAUGACAUCCUCAUAUUUUGGUCUAAGGAUAGAGGGUAUGUUUUUGGAGUGGGUGGGCCUGAAAUACUGUUUGCGGCUUCUGAAAUUCCUGAGGCUCCAACACACAUCUGUGCCAGCUGGGAGUCUGCCACAGGGAUUAUUGAGCUUUGGGUGAAUGGGAAGCCCAGGGUGAGGCACAGUCUGCAGAAGGGUUACUCUGUGGGGACAGAGGCAAGCAUCGUCCUGGGACAGGAGCAGGAUUCGUAUGGUGGCAGCUUUGAUAUAAAGCAGUCCUUCGUGGGAGACAUUGGUGAUGUGAACAUGUGGGACUUCGUGUUAUCGCCAGAACAGGUCAACUCGGUCUAUGUUGGUGCAACAUUCAGUUCUAAUGUCCUGAACUGGCAGGAGCUGAGCUAUGAGGCCCAUGGGGAAGUAUUCACCAAGCCUCGGCUGUGGUUCUGACUUCCUGUCAAGGGUUCCCGAUGACUCCUGGGGCUUCACCCAGGCCCUCGUCCCUGGCUGUGGGUCCUCUUACUCCCACCGAAGGAGCAGGUACAGUGUUUUCUUCACCCUGCCUUCCUUAGGGCCGGAGCAUGAGUCUGAGCGCAUGGCUUGGAAGUUACACUGGAGAGCUUAUCCAGAAGAAUCAGGCUGGCAGAUGUUUUUGUUUGCAUAUUAUUUUUUAAUUGAAAGAAUUUUAGAGAUAAUCCCUUACCCUGGCGCAGAAAAGAGGAGUUUUUAAUUUUUAAAUGUCACAAGGCAAUUUACAUCUUGGUGAUGGGAAAUGUGUGCUAAUUUUCUAGCUCAUUCCUUACUCAGCACCUUCCAGAAGGUAGGAGGGGCUUACGUUCACACUCUUAUCUCAGAAUUAGACCAUUGCAAGAGUUCAGAAUGCUCAUCACUAAACAAGGGACCCAGUUCUUCUGGAAUGGAAAACCUAGCAUCCCCCCCCCCCCAGAAUGUAUUUCUUCUACUUUCCCAAAGUACUAUGGGAAGGCAGUCAAAAUUCCUGGCCAUUUCCUUGGCUAAAUGAGCUAUAUAGGUAUAGAUAUUUUAGCUGCUACUGUUAAGGCCUUCUAUAACAAUGGUUUUAUUUGCUCACAGUGCUUUCUCAAUGUUAAGUUUUUUCCCCUCACUCCAUAUGUGGGGCUAUGAGUUCUUCCUCUGCCCUCAUAAUGCUAACAUCUUCAGGCCUUAAGAAUGUGUAUAGAGGGCUGGAGAGACUGCUCAGUGGUUAAAGGUGCUUGCCUACAAAGCCUGAUGGCCUGGGUUUGAUUCCCCAGUACCCACGUACA